Messenger RNA from Pantherophis guttatus, 1667 nucleotides. It is a transcript of the gene FHL2, whose product is annotated as four and a half LIM domains 2. Gene Ontology annotation, molecular function: transcription factor binding; transcription coregulator activity. Gene Ontology annotation, cellular component: nucleus; Z disc. Gene Ontology annotation, biological process: negative regulation of calcineurin-NFAT signaling cascade; negative regulation of transcription by RNA polymerase II. Lineage: Eukaryota; Metazoa; Chordata; Lepidosauria; Squamata; Colubridae. The record is from RefSeq and is a predicted model, not a curated record.
ACAUCCGGAUGAAGGAAGGCUGCUCUAGAUAUUAGAUUACUUCUCAAUGGGCAGUAAAGAACGAGCCAUCCAAUCUCAUCCUCCUCUUGUUUAUGACCUUAACUAGGUGAAGAGGUGUAAGAUUAAUAAAGACGAGGGUGUGGACACGUAAGUAAAUAUUGAAAAACUUCAUUUGUGAACUUCUUGCUCUCUUUCUGAUGCAAGCCGCAGGUAUUGCUUAGAAAGAAAGAUUUCAAAUGUUUAGGCACAUCUGUCACAAGGAAAUAAAUACAGGAGUGGGGAGCCCGGCGAUGACGAUGGCGAUGAUGAUUGAAAGCCCUGUGGAGUGGAACUGAUCAAAGGCAGGGUGAUGACUUGGGAGAGAGAGGUAGGUGUGGAGAGGAACGACUUCUUCAGAGAAUGCCAGCUGCUUUGAGCGCAGAGAGUGAGUGUCUCGGUUCUUUUCUCUCCAUAUAUGGUAAAAUGAUACACAGGGGUUUUUCACUAGGCUGUGAAGGCAGACGCCUGCUUCCACACCACACAGACAGUGGAAAAGGACUCCAGAGUGCACAGACGUAAGGAUUCCUUCGCUAACCGCACACCCCUUCUCUUCUAGCUGAGCACCCGGUUACCCAUUCAUAAAUGGAUGAGAUUCUCCAUCCGAGCUCCAGAGGCUGCUACUAAUUAUCUGCCUGUUCAGGGAAAGUGAGAUGAUUAUUCCAACUGAUGGAUAUUAAAACUUGUGGAUUAAAGCCUGAUCAAAUCCCUGAUGCCAACAUGACUGAACGCUUUGACUGCCACUAUUGCAAGGAGACGCUGUUUGGCAAGAAAUAUAUUUUGAAGGAGGAGAGUCCCUACUGCAUCAAGUGCUAUGAGAGCUUGUACUCCAACAACUGUGAAGAAUGUAAGAAGCCAAUUGGCUGUGAUUGUAAGGACCUGUCCUACAAGGAUCGUCAUUGGCAUGAAACCUGCUUCCAUUGCUUCCAGUGCAAGAACUCCUUGGUGGACAAACCUUUUGCUGCGAAGGAAGAACACCUCCUAUGUACCGAAUGUUACUCAAAUGAAUACUCCUCCAAGUGUAGCGAGUGCAAAAAGACCAUCAUGCCAGGGACACGGAAGAUGGAAUAUAAGGGAAGCAGCUGGCAUGAGACCUGUUUUAUCUGCCAUCGGUGCCAACAGCCCAUUGGAACAAAGAGUUUUAUUCCCAAGGACAAUCAGAAUUUCUGUGUGCCCUGCUAUGAGAAGCAGUUCGCUAUGCAGUGUGUACAGUGCAAGAAGCCAAUCACUACUGGAGGAAUUACUUACCGAGAGCAACCAUGGCACAAAGAGUGUUUUGUGUGUACUGGAUGCAAAAAACAGCUAUCUGGACAACGUUUCACUUCCCGAGAUGAGUUUGCAUAUUGUCUGAACUGCUUUUGUAGCCUCUAUGCCAAGAAGUGUGCAGGGUGCACUAACCCAAUAAGUGGGCUUGGUGGCACCAAGUAUAUUUCUUUUGAGGAACGGCAAUGGCACAAUGAUUGUUUCAACUGCAAGAAAUGUUCCCUAUCGUUGGUGGGCCGUGGUUUCCUCACAGAAAGAGAUGACAUCCUGUGUCCCGAAUGUGGGAAAGACAUUUAAAAGAUGAAAAGCAUUUUUGAAAAAAGUUGUAUUUACAAUGUUUUCUAAUACACAUAAUGAUGUGCAUGUUU